Sander lucioperca (pikeperch) is the source of this 4565-nucleotide messenger RNA. It is a transcript of the gene pde4a, whose product is annotated as phosphodiesterase 4A, cAMP-specific. The transcript has 15 exons. Lineage: Eukaryota; Metazoa; Chordata; Actinopteri; Perciformes; Percidae. Bases 922 to 3276 code for a protein of 784 amino acids. The record is from RefSeq and is a predicted model, not a curated record. Gene Ontology annotation, biological process: signal transduction. Gene Ontology annotation, cellular component: nucleus; perinuclear region of cytoplasm; cytosol. Gene Ontology annotation, molecular function: 3',5'-cyclic-AMP phosphodiesterase activity.
GAGAGAGCGUUGUGGUGAAGCUGUUGUCGUCGAACUCCAGCAAAUAUGAGAAUGGGAAGAUAAUGGCCCACAUCACUGAACAUGAUGACUGAACAUCCGCAAAUAUCAAUUUGUGUCCUUUUAUGAUGCAUUCUGACAAAACAAGACCUGAAGAAGAGAGUCUGGACAGCAAGGAACAAAGGAUCGCAUGUGGUUUUUGGACAUGUCCAACCAUUCCUCACACCAUCCUGAUGUUUUGAGAAGGGAUGGUUAUUGAGUCCAGUACAACAUCUUGCUGAAAAUCAUUGGAUCCAACAUCUCCAUGGAGGAAUUAUUGAAGACUUCUGCGGUCUAGGCGCACACAGAGAUGCUGUAGCUCUACAUGAACCGUGAUAGAUUGAGUACUUUUAUGGAAAUUGCUUGGAAAUUUCAGCUCAUCUGAAAGACAUAGGGCAGCAAUAAUACCACACCACACACGCAUAGAAUCGAGCCCCGGCGAUCUAUGUGUCUCUGCAAUAAGUGGCUGAUAAAAAGCAAUACAUUCUCUCAAAUAAAUAGUCAUUCGGUUGUGCGCCAUGGGCGACGAAACGUCAAACUUUAGGGGAAGCAGCAGGACCGGUGUCUCAUCACCAAAACCCAGGACUCGUGAGGAUCACGGCGGAGCGUCGAUUAUACUAAAUUAAAACUGAUCACCACUGAAAACAAUGAGAUUAAUGAUUUUUGGAUGACUUGUCAGAUUACCACUGUGACCGUUUUUGAUGUUAUUCAGAAAACAAGAUUCAGAUCUGGGCUGUGCUGGACUUGGUCACUUUGAUUUGUUCGCUCAGAGAUCAAGUGGCAGAAAGGGACAUGAAACCUUUUGUUUUGUGCUUCAAAUAAACGAAUACAGCCAUAUCAUUUAAUCAAUAAGUUUAAAAGGGAUCUUUAAAUUUUGUUUGCACUAUGAUGGAACCACCACCAUGCGCGAAGAAGAGCCUGUCCCUGUCGCUCCCGGUUCCCCGGGAAGGACAGGCGACUCUGAAGCCUCCGCAGCAUCUUUGGAGACAACCCCGGACCCCGAUCAAAAUCAAACACCGGGGGUACUCCGAUACCGACCGGCAUCACCACCGACAUAUGGAGCGCUCAGACGCCGUGGAUACGAGCGACCGACCAGGACUGAAAAAGUCUCGGAUGUCCUGGCCAUCCUCUUUCCACGGGACCACAAACACAUCGAUCGGAAAUUGUGUCGGGAAUAAACGCUUCGAUUCAGAGAAUGGUCCCUCGCCAGGCCGCAGUCCCAUGGAUUCGCAGGCGAGUCCUGGGUUGGUGCUCCACCCUUCUUUCCCCCAGAGCCAGCGCAGGGAGUCCUUCCUGUACCGCUCAGACUCAGACUACGACACAUCCCCCAAAACCAUGUCACGCAACUCCUCCAUCAACAGUGAGGGGCACGCCGAAGAUAUGAUCGUUACCCCUUUUGCUCAGGUGUUGGCCAGCCUACGAACUGUAAGAAGCAACUUCACCAUCCUCGCCAAUGUCACAACACCCACUAACAAGAGGUCACCAGUGACAAGCCAACCCACUGUUCCCCAAGCUACACUCUCUGAGGAGACAUACCAGCAGAUGGCUCGGGAGACUCUGGAGGAACUGGACUGGUGUCUGGACCAGCUGGAGACCAUUCAGACCCACCGCUCAGUCAGCGAGAUGGCCUCCAACAAGUUCAAGAGGAUGUUGAACAGGGAGCUGUCCCAUUUGUCAGAGAUGAGUCGCUCAGGGAACCAGGUGUCAGAAUACAUCUCCACUACCUUUCUAGAUAAGCAGAAUGAGGUGGAGAUCCCAUCCCCGACUUUGAGGGAGAGGGAGAAGCCCAUGUGUCACAUCAGCGGUGUGAAGAAGCUCACACACAGUUCCAGCCUUUCAAACUCCACCAUGCCUCGAUUCGGCGUGAAGACUGAACACGAGGAUGCGUUAGCCAGGGAAUUGAACGACUUGAACAUAUGGGGCCUUAAUAUCUUUAGUGUGGCAGAGUUCUCUAAUAACCGACCCCUCAGCUGCAUAAUGUUUGCCAUCUUCCAGGAAAGAGAUCUACUGAAGACCUUUCGGAUCCCUGUGGAUACGUUUGUCACCUAUGUGAUGACCCUGGAGGACCACUACCAUGCCAAUGUGGCCUACCACAACAGCCUCCACGCUGCAGAUGUCACUCAGUCUACUCAUGUAUUGCUAUCCACACCGGCUUUAGAUGCUGUGUUCACUGAUUUAGAGAUACUAGCUGCGUUAUUUGCCGCUGCCAUCCACGAUGUGGACCAUCCAGGAGUGUCCAACCAAUUCCUCAUAAACACAAACUCCGAGCUAGCUCUGAUGUACAAUGAUGAGUCUGUGUUGGAGAACCAUCACCUAGCUGUGGGCUUCAAGCUGCUUCACGAGGACAACUGUGACAUCUUCCAGAACCUUAGCAAGAGGCAGAGACAGAGCCUAAGGAAACUUGUCAUUGAUAUGGUUUUGGCAACAGAUAUGUCUAAACACAUGAGUUUGCUGGCAGACCUUAAGACUAUGGUGGAAACCAAGAAAGUGACAAGUUCUGGAGUACUGCUGCUUGACCAUUACACUGACCGGAUACAGGUGUUGAGGAACAUGGUGCACUGUGCUGACCUGAGCAAUCCGACGAAACCCCUGGCUGUGUAUCGACAAUGGACGGAGAGAAUCAUGGAGGAGUUCUUCAGGCAGGGAGAUAAGGAGAGAGAGCGAGGGAUGGAGAUCAGUCCCAUGUGCGACAAACACACUGCAUCUGUGGAAAAGAGCCAGGUGGGCUUUAUUGACUAUAUUGUCCACCCGCUGUGGGAGACAUGGGGGGACCUUGUGCACCCUGAUGCCCAGGACAUCUUGGACACUCUGGAGGACAACAGGGACUGGUACCAGAGCACUAUCCCACAAAGCCCCUCGCCACCUCCUGUGUGUCAGGAUAAGGAUCUAAAUGCCUGCAUGGACAAGUUUCAGUUUGAGCUCACCCUCGAAGACAGCUCUCAGAGAGAACAGGGAGAUGAGGGGGACAAGCCUACGCUGAACCAUGUGGCACAGGACUGCAGUCAGGGGGAGGAAGAAGAGGGUAAAAAAGAGGAAGAGGAAGACAUAAUGGUAGAGGAGGAAAAUGAGGACAUAAUAGAAGAGGAAGAUGAGGUGGCAAUGGAGGAAGAGGAGGUGGAGGAGGAGCAGGAGGAGGAGCUGAAAGCUCAGUUAGAGGUGAGAUCAGAAAAGGAGAGACUUUCUGACACAAGUCCUGUAGAGGAAGAGGAAGACUCUUCUUCACAAGCUGAAGAUACAUGAGUUUUACUCCCGUAUCUCCCUCUUCACUUGCACACAUUAUCUUGUUCAUCCUUUCAAUGGCCAAACCAAGAACAAAUAAGACUGCAAUGACAAUACAGACCUUUAAAUAUAUUUUUCAAAAAGGGAAUAAAUUAAACUUGCCUAAAGAGAAGGUAAUUACACAGCAACUGUAGAUUUGGAGUGGUGACAAGUCCUCCGACUGAUUCCAUAACGAACUUUAGACUUAAGAGGAAUUUAGGAGAGCAUGAGUGAUGGGCAACUGCAGAAAGCGUAGCACUCUGAGACUGGAUGCACACACACAAACACACAGAAAGUGACACACACACACACACGCACACACACACGCACACACACACACACACACACACACACACACACACACACACACACACACACACACACACACACACACACACACAGAGUAUGUUUGUAUGUGUGCAUGUAUAUGAGGACGUUGACCAGUAAUGAAUCUCUUUGGAAAAAGCCAUCUCUUAAUGGAGUAUUAACUUGUGUUCAGUCAGUAUUAGUAAUUCAUGUUUCUUAAAACCUCAACAGAAAUUGUUCUCCUCAGAAAAGCUACACAUCUGAGUGACUUUUUUUUUUCCAUUUCUGUCGGAAAGAAAAAUAAGAACAUCCACAGAGUUUGAGGAGGAGAGAGGAAGAUAUCGAAGGAAAAUAAGAUGCUGCGACGAAGGGGCCGCCAGGUCCCUUACCCUUUUUCCCUUUACGAGGAGAGUGCUACUGGUGCAAGAUGGCUCUGUGCCUUUCUGAAACACCAGCUUCCUGAAUGGAGCUGUCGUGAAGCAAUGCAUUGUGGUACAGGAGUGUCUGAUUUUGUUAUCAUUUUUGAUUGUCUCUCUUUACUGUUCAUGGUAUUGUGGUGUGUAUCUCACACGUACAUUUUCUGUGGUGAUAUGUUUUAAGCUGUAAGUCUUCCUUUGUUGCUCUUCUGGUAAUCUAAUAACUCAGAACUGUAGAUGCAGAGCAAUCACUACCACCACCACCACCACACCACCAGUGGACUCUUUCCAGCUUAUGUUUUUUCUUAUUAGAAUGCUUUUUUUUUUAACUUUCUGAGAAUAAGCCAUGUAAUGCUUUGAAGCAUAAGUUUUGCCUAUUUUCUAUUUAACAGUUGCUAAAAAUGUUGAAGGGAUACAUCAUUAUUUUAUCAGCAGAACGAAUUUCCACUCGCCAUCUCACACCCACUUGCACUGUGUGGUUAUGUCUCCUCAUGAACAAUGAUUCUCACCAAAGUAAAGGAUGAGAAACUUCAGUGGGUGAAGUGAUUU